AUGUUGUGGAAAAGUAGGGAAAAGUUUUUCAACAAUUUAGGAACUGACAUUAAACAAAAUCCAAAGCGUUUCUGGUCGGUUUUGAAAAGAAGCUCAAAGACAAGAAACAUCCCUGACAUUAUUUCAUCCACAAACAACGUCAACACACCUGGUGCAAAUACAGCACAACGAACGGCGGCCGAUAAUCCAGAUGGUAUAGCAAACAUGUUCAACCACUACUUUGCGUCAGUAUUUUCAACAAAGAAAGCUAACGAGGAAGACGUCAUUGAGUCUGACGAGCCAAUCAUGACUGAUCUAACAUUUAGUGAAGAAGAAGUUUCUUAUGUGUUGAGAUCACUUGAUUCAAGCAAAGCAACAGGUCCUGAUGGUAUUCCUGCAAGACUACUGAGGGAAACAGCAGAUGUGAUAACACCUUCCCUGUGCAAGCUGUUCAAUAUAUCAGUUAUUUCAGGAACAAUACCAGAUGAAUGGAAAUUGGCUAAUAUUGUGCCCGUGCACAAGAAAGGUGACAAAGAGUAUGCUGAGAACUAUCGCCCAAUUUCCCUAUUAUGUAUUACAUCGAAAGUUCUGGAACGCUGUGUCCUAAACAACAUAAAAACUCGUUUGUAUGAUGCAGUUAACAUGUGUCAACAUGGGUUCAUGGCCGGGAGAUCUUGCAUAACAAACCUCAUCGACACUCUUGACUACGUUGGAUCGUGUUUAGACAGUGGAGGACAUAUAGACAUCAUUUAUAUGGAUAUGUCAAAGGCAUUCGACAAGGUCGAUCAUGAUGUAUUAAUACGAAAGCUGCAGAAAGACUAUGGUUUUGGAGGUAAUCUCCUCAGAUGGUUCCGUUGCUAUCUAGAAAAUUGUAAACAACGUGUUACAGUGUUAGGAGCAACGUCAGACCUACUUCCUGUCACGUCUGGUGUACCGCAAGGUUCAAUACUUGGUCCAGCAUUGUUCCUCCUCUACGUCAAUGAUCUGCCAAGCAAUGUGAAGUCAAGUCGUGUUGCAAUGUUUGCGGACGAUACCAAAGUCUUCAAGGCAAUACAAUCGCCCAAUGAUGCAAUAAA
Molecule: messenger RNA, 1055 nt
Organism: Paramuricea clavata
Lineage: Eukaryota; Metazoa; Cnidaria; Anthozoa; Malacalcyonacea; Plexauridae
Source: the annotation of a GenBank genome assembly